AUGUCAAAUCAGAAGUUAGGUUUUGAUCGCCUAAAAGGCCGAGAAAACUACAGUGAAUGGAAGGUCGGCGCGAGAGCAUUUCUCACAACAAAAGAAUUGUGGGCAUGCGUAACAACGGACUUAUCGCCGUCAGCAAGUGCAACGGAUAAAUCAAAAGAUCAGAGGGCACUGGCAGAAAUCACGUCACUUUUGGAACCAAAUUUAUUUUCGUAUAUUGAAGAAAUAACAGAAGCUAAAAAGGCAUGGGACGCUCUUGAAAGUAUUUUCGAAGAUAAUGGCGUGCUGCGAAAAGUGUUUGUGUUAGAACAAUUCGUAAUGCUUAAACUCAGCGACUGUGAAUCGAUCACCGACUACGUAAAUAAGAAAAUUGGACUUUAUGCAAAAGUGAAAAAGGGUUUUAAGCUUGACGACGAAGUUUCCGGUGAAAUUUUACUGUGCGGCCUGGGUGAAGCGUACAGACCUCUAGUAAUGAGUGUUAGAGAUAAAUUGUCACCCGACAGUGUUAAAACAUUAUUACUUCAAAGUGUCGAUUUUGAAAGCGCAAGUGAAAAUGCACUAAAUGCACAAAACAAAAAGAAGUUCAAUAACAAGGGCAAAUCAAAAAAGCCAGUUAAAUGUUAUGAUUGCGGGGGGCCACAUUUCAGAAAUAAAUGUACGUCGAAAAACAGAGAAAAAAGCGAAAAAGGUGAAUGCGUUUUGUAUAGUGCUCUUGUGGACAAGGACUCUAUGGAAGAUAAAUGUGUUAAGACUGAUUCGUGUGAUGUUUUACGAUCGAUUGGAAAUUGUGAGCCAGGCAAUAAUGAUGUUGUUUUGUAUAGUGCACUUGCAACGAAAACUCAAAACGAUGAUGAAUGGUUCGCAGAUAGUGGUGCUUCAAAGCAUAUGACACAUGUUGAUUUUCAGUUGGAAAAUAUCAAGCGACCAAGUAUCAGUGAAGUAAAAGUGGCCAAUAAUGAAAGAUUGAAAAUAAAUCAUGUAGGUGAUCUGAAAUGCAUGAUCGGCGACCGCUCAGAAAGGGACAUAACAUUAAAAGAUGUGCAUUAUAUACCGAAAUUGUGUGUGAACCUUUUAUCAGUAAGCCAAAUGGUAAAGAACAAAUGCACAGUUAUUUUCGAUAUCAACGGUGUUAGAAUUUGCAAAAACAGCAAUGGAGCAACAGAAGUGAUCGCAAGCGGAGUGUUGGAGAAUGAUAUGUUCAAAUUGAACAUAAAACCGAGUGAAAUUGCUUGUGCGGCAAAUGUCAGUGAAUAUCGCGAUCCGAUUUUAUGGCAUAGGCGAUUAGCGCAUAUGAAUUUUGCUACGAUGGGUUCACUUCUCAACAUCAAAGUGAAACCUGAUAUGCAAUGUGUUGUUUGCUCGAUGGGUAAACAAGCAAGAAAAUCAUUCGUCGACAAAGGCACACGUGCAAGUGGAAUUUUAGAUUUGAUUCACAGCGAUGUGUGCGGCCCAAUGCCCGUACAGUCACAUGGUCACGCGCGAUACUAUAAUGGCAUAAAGCAUGAAAAGACUUCACCUUACUCGCCUCAGCAGAACGGUUUGGCUGAGCGAAUGAAUCGCACAAUAAUGGACAAAGUACGCUGUAUGCUAAUUGACUCCGGCCUGAGCAAGCAGUUUUGGGCCGAGGCUGUAUUUGCUGCCGUUAGCAUUAUUAAUGUUAUACCCAAUGCAUCAAGUGGAGCAGUGCCCGAUGAAAUAUGGAAUUGGGUUGAGCGAAUUGCGGUUGAAGAUGAAGGCGUCGAAUUUUUUCCUAUUGAAGAAGAAAACGAGAACAUCGAUUCAGGGGAGAAUGAUGAAAUUGAAUCGACGUUAACUCAAAACACGCCGCCAGCUGUAAUAUCAACAAAUGCGAGUGAAUCUGCGGAAAACAAUGAGGCAACUACUUCUCAGAAUGAUUCAGUUAUAAUGAUCAACGACAGUCCGAAUCAAAGUUUGAAUGAAACGACAGUGGAUGAUGGAGAAAAAGAUUCGUCUUUAGGUGAUCCAACUUAUCAAACCAGAGCCAGGAUUGACGGAACCAGCAACGUAAUGCAAACACGAUCAAAGUCUCGUGAUGCUGAAGUGUUGAACAUGAAUGUAGCUAUCGCUUAUGUGGUCGGUGAACCAAAUGGUUACAAGGAGGCUUUAAGAGAUGAAAAUUUAAAACACAUGAAUUGCAUGGAUACAGCGACGUGGACUAUGCGGGCUGCAUCACAACCAGAAGAUCUACUUCCGGCUACGGUUUUAUCUUCGGAAAUGGAGCAAUAA
Molecule: messenger RNA, 2244 nt
Organism: Sitodiplosis mosellana (orange wheat blossom midge)
Lineage: Eukaryota; Metazoa; Arthropoda; Insecta; Diptera; Cecidomyiidae
Exons: 4
Coding region: 1-2244 (747 amino acids)
Biological process (GO): DNA integration
Molecular function (GO): nucleic acid binding
Source: RefSeq, a predicted model, not a curated record